Colletotrichum chrysophilum is the source of this 783-nucleotide messenger RNA. RefSeq lists its product as uncharacterized. NCBI's taxonomy places the organism in Eukaryota, Fungi, Ascomycota, Sordariomycetes, Glomerellales, Glomerellaceae. The transcript has 4 exons. Gene Ontology annotation, molecular function: acetate transmembrane transporter activity. The coding region runs from base 1 to 783 and encodes 260 amino acids. The record is from RefSeq and is a predicted model, not a curated record. Gene Ontology annotation, cellular component: plasma membrane.
AUGGACCACAAAGAGUUCCAAGAAGUCCGCUCACAUUCGCACCACAACGGCCACCACCGGCCGCCCCGUGGCCCGCCGACGCCGCAUGCCAAUGGCUACGAGUACGCCGACGAGUACAUCCACCCCGAGAUGAGCCGCGACGACGCCUUGAAGAGAAUGAAGACGGCCGGGUCCAUCUCCAUCUCUCCAGAGCUGUUUGAGAAGCUGUACCUGUCGCCACAGAACCAAGUCAAGGGCGAGUUACGCAAGACGUUUGGUAACCCGACGCCAAUUGCCAUCGUGGGCUUUCUCAUCUCCCUGACUCCCCUCUGCUGUGAUUUGAUGGGAUGGCGUGGUGCUGGUGGCAGUGGUGCUGCAGGCAUUCCCACAUACUUCUUCUUCGGCGGUCUUCUCAUGUUUGUCGGCGGCCUGCUUGAAUGGGUCCUCGGCAACACCUUCCCCGCGACGGUGUUCACCACAUUCGGAGCCUUCUGGGCCUCCUUCGGCGGAACUCUCAACCCUUCCUUCGCGGCCUUCUCGUCGUAUGCCCCGGCGGGCGAAGCUGGGGCCGCAGGACUGGCGACCAAAGGCUUCAAUGCUAGCUUCGGUUUCAUUACCCUCGCCAUGGGUAUGAUCUGCCUCGUCUUCCUCGUUUGCUCCCUCCGAACCAACAUCGUCUUCUUUGUUAUCUUCCUGACGCUCGUCCCUGUCUUCGGCCUCAUCACUGCCGCUUAUUGGUUUCUGGCCAUGGACUUCACUGGCAACUCAGCGUUUGCUGCCAAGCUUCUGGAGGUGAGUCGUUGA